Molecule: messenger RNA, 3778 nt
Organism: Cylicocyclus nassatus
Lineage: Eukaryota; Metazoa; Nematoda; Chromadorea; Rhabditida; Strongylidae
Source: the annotation of a GenBank genome assembly
GUAUUUGCAGGGUUCUCUCCAUGCUACCCUCGCCCGGGCCACCACCAUCCAUCGUAAUCUCAUCAUGUCAAUCGCACAACGAAUUUCAUGGAAAUCGAUCGCACAACAACAAAACACCUAAGAAAAGGUGGAGAACUAUGACGUCCUUAAAACAGACGUCCAUACCUCUGCCUUUCAAUGUCUAUGAACGAGCCGGAGAUAUUGAAGCAGGUCAAGCGAUUCCCUAUGUUCACCCGCAAGUGUCUACUACUGUGACAAACUGCGAGCGAGUCACGCCACCAUCCUCACAACCAACAACAACAGCGCCAUCUCCUCAUUCUCGAUUUAUAGAUGGAUUUCGGAGAAGAACGAGAUUGCGCUCCUGUAAUGUGCCUGCCACGGGACAAGAAAGCCUUGACAUGGAUCUCGGCUUUCCACCUAUUUGCUCACCUCCGCCCGAAGUAGUUGCUGGGUCUGCACCUGAUGGGUUUGGUGGGCCACGACUACGUAGGCGUACAAUUUCGGAGGCAACUCAGAGCGGUUUGAACUAUAAUUUGUUGAAUACGAGACGACAGUCAGGAGUACUGGUAAUUUUCCCCCAUUCGACUUCGUCCCACGGUGACUUCGCCCACAGCACGCCGAUAUCCAAUUGCAAACGUUCUCCUUCAUUGCUCACCGGGACUGGCGCUUCGAAAAGUUUUGAAGGUUCAUUGCCAGCUACCCCUCGCAAUCAUGACAAUGGCGGACAAGUGUCACCUCGUCAUCAUCCCCUGUACGUAGAUACACAACUAGCUAACGGAGUCGGUGAAAAACGACGAAGUCCCGUUACCAGCGUCGUGGAUUUUGUCCGUGGACGCAGUCGAGCCGCAUCGGUGUGCUCUUCUGGACCAGCAACACCUCCAUCGCCAACGACAGCGUUGUCAGUUUCUGCUCGUGCAUCUGCUUCAACGGAUGGAGGCAUGCCAACUUCGCCAAUGUUCUCACCUCAAACUCAGACGCGAGGUAAUAGUCGUCCACAUUUGUCAAGGUUAUAUCGUCCUGGAAUGCGUAGCUUGGAUUCAGGAUUAGAUCUUAGCUCACCAACUAUAGGACAUACGGCAUUGCUCAUUAAGGAGGCAGCUUUAUUCAACUCUUUCGACUCGAUGACCAUUGGCUCGGCUGUGGCUGAUAUAAACACCGUGUUUUUCGAUAGUCAAGAUGCCGUUUACUCAUUGUUCAUGAAAGCCCACAGAUGUUAUGACCUCAUUCCGACAUCAACAAAAUUGGUCGUUUUCGACACCCAGCUGCCGGUGAGAAAGGCAUUCUUUGCACUUGUAUAUAAUGGAGUACGGGCCGCACCUUUAUGGGACAGCGAGAAGCAACGUUUUAUUGGCAUGCUAACUAUAACGGAUUUCAUCAAAAUCUUGAUAAAGCACUACGAAGCUGGUGACAAAGAAGAGAAGAUGCGAGCUCUUGAAGAGGAACAAAUUAGUCAUUGGCGAGAGCAGUUCGAAUCUGAUGAAAAUGGUAUUCGACCAUUAGUGACGAUUGACCCGAAUGAAAGCCUACAUCGAGCUGUGCAGGUGCUUUGUGAAUCUAAAGUACACAGGCUGCCUGUUAUGGAUAAGCAUACGGGAAAUAUCAGUUAUAUUCUGACACAUAAAAGGCUAAUCAAAUUUUUGAAUUUAUAUUUACCUGAUUUGCCAAGGCCAGCUUUCAUGGAUCAAACGCCAAAAGAAUUGGGAAUCGGAUCGUGGGGUGAUAUUGUCACUAUCCAUGUAGAUACGCCACUUCACGAUGCCUUAGAAAUCUUCUUGCAUAAUCGGGUGUCUGCUCUACCAUUGGUGGAUGAAAAUGGACGGGUUGUUGAUAUUUAUGCCAAAUUUGAUGUGAUCAGUCUGGCAGCUGAAAAAUCGUACGAUAGAUUGGAUUGCACAGUACAGGAAGCGUUGAAGCAUCGCUCCGAGUGUUUCGAAGGUGUUCAGUGUUGUAGUGAAACAGAUUCACUUUACGAUGUGCUACGUGCCAUAGUCAAAGCUGAGGUGCAUCGAUUCAUUGUGACCGAUGCGGAGAAGAAGGUUGUCGGAAUAAUCUCCUUGUCGGACAUCCUGAAAUAUCUUGUUUUGGAUCCAGUACAUACCGCUGAAAAUGAGGGAGCAUCGGCUCAACGAUCACCCUAUGCCUCAGUCGAUGACAGCCCUCCUAUAGAGGGCAUACCAGAAGGCGUAGAAGAUUAGAGGAGGUGCACGUAAAGCAUAUGAGCUUGCCAUUGAUUUCACACGCGUUGCAUCUGCAGUGACUUACUACUGUACAUACCUGAUCUUCUCAGCGAUGAAUCUCAGGUCCAGUUCCGCCGUUAACGCCAUGUAACCGAUUUACACAGCAGUUGUGGUUUGUCACAAGCUGUUGACAUCAGCAGAAAAAAAAAACAGAGAAUGAGUAUCUACACAGCUCAAAAAAAGCGGACAAAGAUGUGUGACACCACUUCAUAAUGUAUGCAUGUAUAUUUAUUUUGCUCCCUACAUCUACGGUGUCAUUGGUAUGCGUAGUAUAUACUAUCUGUGCUUCGAUAUAAGCGAGCAGCUUGCGUUUCAUACGUGGUUUAUGAUGGGUUCGAAUCGUUGUAAGCUUCCAAACAUCCUUGUAUUGCUAUCGAGAUCACUAAUUUGGAUUAUGUUUCGUACCUAUCAUUGGGGGCAAUUAGGCUGUGUUCAGAGUUGCCCGUGCCGGCGCCGUUCCAAUGCCGUGCCGGUAUCUCGUGUCUUAGGUCUGUCGAUCAAUACGCAGUGCGUAAGGGCUGGCACAGCAAUGGGACGGCAUCGGUACAGGGGUGAUUCUGGAUGCGGCUUUAUUAUCGAGUGAAAUUCGUCACUGACUGCAAAUUUUUCUUCUAUUGUUAACAUCUUCUGCUCUCUACCGCACCCUCUGAUCGUUCUUUGCGCCAUUAGCACUGAAUUUAGCACUGAGGACACUGAGCACUUGUCCGCCGCCUUUUCUCCCUCUUCACCCUCCUUACAACUGCCUGUUCUCAACCUCAGUGUAGUGCUAUGUAUUGGCUCUGCUCUUGAAUUGUCUAUGUUGUGAUACGCGCUUUUUUCCUUCCUUCUGACUCCUCUCUUUGUCUCUCGCUGUCUCGUAGUACCUAAUUGUACCAAAAAUGUAGAGUUGUACAUAGUGUUACUUUCUGUAACGUAUCCUCGUUGCUAUAAUACAUUUUAAUUGAGAUAGCAGUUCAAUUACAUUGUGUGCUGUUUGUCAACCGUUUGUAGCAGUUUUUAGAGCUUGUUUUUUGAUCUACUUUCUAGGUGUUUUUGUCAGUUAGUGCAGAUAUUUUCCUCCAAAAUAUCACUUCAUGUGCCAGCUGUUAUUUCCACUAAACAAAACGCAAUGCAGAUAGCCGAAAGGGUUCUAAAAAGAGAUGGGCUGCUCUUUUUUUGCUGAAAAACUCGCUCUUUUUUCUCACUGUAAUUUUUCAGUACUUCAUUUUGUUUGACAUCUUGUUAUGUUCAUCAUUAUUGUGCUGCUUCCUUAGGCAACUUCGACGUUGUCAUACGGAUUUCGCUUGACGGGACCAUGAUAUUUUUUACGUGCAAAGAUACCCGUAUCUAUCCUCGUUUGUUCAGUACUAAACUAUAUGGUAGAACUUAGAGGAAUUUGUAGUUGACAUCUCUUUUUUUCGAUUUACGAACGGUGGUGUUCACGCUUGUAAGUGUUCAGAUACGCUCAUCCAAACGUCCACCUCCUCGUUUCUAUCAUCGUUAGAGUGAGAUCUGUUGUUUUUCUAACUAAAUAUAAUAAAUAUUUUGCAUGUGCUCUAUAU